This is a messenger RNA of Vespa velutina, 3522 nucleotides long. RefSeq lists its product as uncharacterized. NCBI's taxonomy places the organism in Eukaryota, Metazoa, Arthropoda, Insecta, Hymenoptera, Vespidae. Bases 508 to 3237 code for a protein of 909 amino acids. The transcript is spliced from 2 exons. The record is from RefSeq and is a predicted model, not a curated record.
CGAGAGCGAAAGAGAGAGAAAGAGAAAGAGAAAGAGAGAAAGAGUGAGAGAGAGAGAGAGAGAGAGUGAGAGAGAGAGAGAGAGAGAGAGAGAGAGAGAGAAGAAUAGUGAAAGAAAGAGGAAUCCUCGAUAUCUCUCGCAUAUUCGAGAUCUGGAUACGUAUAUUAUCGUAGAAAACAAAUAGUACGAGGGAAAAUAGAAUAGAAUAGAAUAAAGAGAGAGAGAGAGAGAGAGAAAAGACAAAGAAAAAAAAAAGACAAAGAAAAAAAAAAGGAUACAAGGAAUAUGAUUGGUACGAUUGGCGAAUAGAUGGAAGAAUAUCGUUUGACUAUGGUAGACGUUUCCUGUCGUUCAAGAGUUGACAGGAAAGAAUACGCCGAUCGAUUCCUUCUAUCAUUUUCUAUCUGAUAUUUCAUGUUUGUUCGAUCUUUACUAUCCUAACAUGAAGAACGAUAGAGGAACGUUUCCAUUGAUUGUUGGUGGACCGACAAAAUCGAACCCGACGGGAUGCUGAGCGUCGUCGAUUCAACCAAAUUCAUUUUAACCUUACAAUCCUCGCCGCCGUUCAUCGUCGAAAGCAUUUUCGUUUUGGCAUUUGUUAUCCUAUUGGCUGUACCAUUGUUCGCCAAUCUAAUAUUUUAUCUCGGGAAAUCAAGGAACGAGAAUGGAUCGAACGGGAGAUGGAAUAAGAGGGAUCCGAGAAGAAGGAUAGCUACUGCUGGUUCACCCUCAGGCGGUUCAAAUAUAAAGGAAUAUCAUCAUGAAACUGGACGAGCGAGUAUUAGGAGUUCGGAGGAGCGUAUACGAAGGGCCGUUGUGAUGCAUUAUCCAGCACCAAUUCCAACAAUCGAUUCAAGUUCCAGUUCGGAUUACGAUUUAGAAUUUAACGUAGAUUCAAAUCGUAGAACAGUAUCAACGCCGAAUCUUUGUUCAAAUAGUAUCGGUGAUCGAGGUAGUCGUUACAAAUUAAACAAGGAUGACGUAGGACAAUGCGAUCAGAACAAAUUCACGGAUACAUUAAUUAAAAGAAAUAAUGAAAUAAAGGAUGUGCCGGUUGAAAGAUCAUCCUCGUUCGUUGUAACAAAUUCCGAAUUACCUAUUAUCGAUAUAUCAACUUUCAAUUACAAUGCUUACCGUCAUAAACUCAUCGAGGCGAGUCUUAAGAAACGUUAUAAAAAUCAUCAACCACCGGGCGACGUUAUAUUCAAUUCUAUACAUUUAAAUACGUCGGACUCUAUGCUCGGUAUAAGAUUGAACGACAAUUAUGAUCAUAGUUUUUUCGAUUUCAUCGAAGAAUAUUACGACGCGACCUCUGGUAUGAGCAAGAAAGAGGUAGAGUUUUUACAUCCUUUGGAUCAUUUUCUUGUUAAGGGUAUACGCAAACGAGAGACCAACGAAAUAGGUACGGAUACGAUGAAUCUUUAUUAUUCGAAAGAGACCGAUCGGGAUAGGGAGAUCGUUGAUAAUAGUUACGUAGAAUGUAAACGGAAUAAUACCAAAUCGAAGAAUAAGAAUUUUUCUAACCAAUCGAACGAUAAAAAGGAUUCGAGAAUGGCGAGCAACAAAGCGGAACCGAAGGAAUCAACGUACGGAUCGAUUGACUCGAGAAAGGAUUCCGAAUGGUUGAGGAAAGGGAGACACAUUGGAGCCGGUGGUCUGGUUGAUUCAAACUCGAUUCGAAGAAAACUACGGAGAAGUUCGAACGUCGAUCAAGUACAAACAAGGAAAUACAUUGGAUCUAAGACGAGCAAUGAUAUUGUCAAACCUCUACAUAGAAAGUUGGCAACGUCGAUCGUUAAAACUGAUAGGGAUUCCAUUAUAAACGUCAGUACGGCAAGUUCAAGCGAGUUGGAUAGUAACCGUGACGUUACGUCAAAUUAUUCACGUGAUUCCUCGGUUCCGUCUUCGAGAGAUCGUAAAACAACGAGGAAACUUCUUCCAUGGAUCAACGGUAAUCCCUCGGUAUCGUUCAAUAGAAAAUAUGGGAACAACAGGCCAGAGAAAAAGAAGACAUUCGAGAAAUCUAAAAGAGCUAAAUUACGAACUACUGUCGAACGUUCCUCUACAUUCGGUUCAAGGCCAUACUCGCCAAGGCCAAGAUCGGCAAAUUUAACUUUAACGGAGAAAGGGAAAACGAUCGAGGAUCGUACGAAGAGCGAACGUAUUGACGGUUUAAAUGCCAUAAAGAAUUACGAUUGCCUUGAAGGUAUAGGAUCGUUACGAUCGAAUUCGAAGGAAAAUGAGAUUUCUUCGUUCAAUUCGAUAAGACCGAUGAUACCUUCGAAGAACUUUGAACCAUCGACGAACAUUUCCUCGAGAUUUUUGGUACCGAAGUUUCACGGUACCUUUGAAAAUGACGAUGGAAAAUCAAGGGGUUCCCUCUGCGAGAAUGUCGUUGGCAUAAGUUCUCUAAAGUUUCAACAUGAGGAACGUGAUAAUCGUAGAUCACGUCAGGAGUCAAAGAAUAUGACGGACAAUAAUUUCGAUUUAAUUAAUUCGAUUAACGAUAAUAAAGAAAUUUUCGAGAAUUAUGGAGAACGUUCGGCGAAUUCAAAGUGUGAUGGAUCUUUCGAAAAAACGAUCGGCGAAUGUCGAACGACUACGAAAGUUUUACGCGAACGUUUCGUUAAUUCGAUCGAUGACGAAAAUGAAUCAACGAAGAACAUAAGAAACCUCCAAUCGAUUCUUACUCCUCGUAAAAAUAACAACGAGAUAUCGAUGCUCAAUAAAGUGGGUUUGAAUAUUUCGAUUAGGAAAAAGAAUACACCGAAGAAAGUGAUCACCGAGAUGAAAAAUGUCGACAAAACUCAUGAGAUCUUCACGAAUGGAAAUAGAUCAUUAAUCAAGAUGGAUACGUGUCCUCGAUCGGCCGUCGUAUCAAGAGACACUUUGAUAUUGGAUAAGAACGAUUCGCGAACUCAAAAAUCCUCGAACAUUAAUUGUCGUGACGAAAUGACAUUGGAAAAGGAAAGGCCGAUACGUCGUAGAUUGUCACGUGCCGAUUCGAAAGUUGGUUUGGCCGUUCAAACGGGUUUAAAGAAUUACAUUAAAAAGUUGAAGCAACUGUUGAAGAACGACGGUAACAUUGACACCGUCGAUUUAGCGUCUUUGAGUUUGAAGGACGCUAUAUCACCCGAACUCGAAUCGAUCCUAUCCGUUUCGGAAUUGAAAGAGUUGCAGGAUCUAUUAAAUGUAACCGAGAUCAAGUCGAAUUUGAUCGAUCAAAAUGUUAUUUAGAAAUCGUCGAACUUUUUACGAGCACAAAAUUUUUUUUCUUGCUAUUUCCUUUUUUUCUUUCUUUUCUUUUCUUUUUUUUUUAUUUUUUUACAAACACACACACACACAAAUAUAUAUAUAUAUAUACAAGCACUCGCUAACCCAAUAACAAUAAAUCGUUAUAAGAUCGAACCUGUAGGAAGAAAUUUUAUAUAAAUAUUCACGAGCUUUAUCAACGAGCUUAAUCAAUAUAUAUGUAUAUAUAUUUAUAUAUAAAUUUAUAUAUAUAUAUAUAUAUAUAAAUUU